UCACAAACACAAAUCUUUCAUUAACCACAAUGGCUCAAUCGACUUCAAUCACCGUGUUCGUGGUUCUAAUCAUCUCUACCCUGGCUCUAGUCAAUGGGUCUUACCUCUACCCUCAGUUUUAUGACAGGUCAUGUCCAAAGGCUAAAGACAUUGUUCGGUCUGUUGUCGCAAAAGCUGUUGCGAAAGAAGCUCGUAUGGCGGCUUCUUUACUCAGACUCCAUUUCCACGAUUGUUUUGUCAAGGGGUGUGAUGCUUCAAUUCUUCUCGACAACAGCGGAAGCGUAAUUAGCGAGAAGGGGUCCGUCCCUAACCGCAACUCGGCCCGUGGGUUUGAAGUCAUUGAUCAAAUCAAAGCUGCAUUGGAAAAGGCGUGCCCACAAACCGUCUCCUGUGCUGAUAUCAUGGCUUUGGCAGCUAGAGACUCCACCGUUUUGGCUGGUGGACCAAGUUGGGAAGUCCCAUUGGGCAGAAGGGACUCACUAGGUGCAAGUUUGAGUGGUUCAAACCAAAACAUUCCAGCUCCAAACAACACUUUUCAGACCAUUCUCACAAAAUUCAAGCUCAAGGGUCUUGACAUUGUUGAUUUUGUAACACUUUCAGGAAGUCACACAAUAGGAAAUGCUAGGUGCACCAGUAUCAGGCAAAGGCUAUACAACAACACGGGCAACGGGCGGCCAGACUUUUCGCUAGACCAAUCAUACGCAGCAAGGCUUCGCCAGAACUGCCCGAGAUCUGGGGGCGAUCAAAAUCUGUUUUUCUUGGAUCCUGUGUCACCGACAAAAUUCGACAACAAUUAUUACAAGAACCUAAUAGCUAAAAAGGGACUUCUAAGCUCUGAUGAAAUACUUUUUACUCAAAACCAACAAACAAUGCAGUAUGUGAAGCAGUAUGCCGCAAAUCAAGAGCUUUUCUUCCAGCAGUUUGCAAAGUCAAUGGUUAAAAUGGGAAAUAUUUCUCCAUUGACCGGUAAAAGUGGUCAAAUCAGAAAGAUUUGUAGGAAAGUCAACAGUUAAAAUGUGCUUAUCAAACUAUCAUGAUCAAAUUUAGUAACUAUUGUGUUUUGAUGUUAAAAAGUGCUUUUGAUUUUUUACUAUAUCUUGUUAUGAUCAAUAAGAUAAGUAUUGUAAGUUUCAUUUUUUUUUUAA
Helianthus annuus (common sunflower) is the source of this 1145-nucleotide messenger RNA. Its product is annotated as peroxidase 72. The transcript is spliced from 4 exons. Bases 30 to 1013 code for a protein of 327 amino acids. Gene Ontology annotation, molecular function: heme binding; peroxidase activity. Gene Ontology annotation, biological process: response to oxidative stress; hydrogen peroxide catabolic process. Lineage: Eukaryota; Viridiplantae; Streptophyta; Magnoliopsida; Asterales; Asteraceae. The record is from RefSeq and is a predicted model, not a curated record.